AUGACGGCACCACAGGCGGCACCCCCGUCGCAUUUGACGACUGCAUCUCCUCCGCAGUCAGCAUCCGCUCAACAAACAACUCCAGUUCCCGACCUAAGCGCCAAAAUUCCCAAGCUCGUCCCCCGCAAACGCACCCCAGGCUCCUCCGCACUCUCUCGACGCCGCGGCGCUCCCGAAGCUGAGGAUGGCAGCUCGCCAGCUCCUCCCACGCCCGCUCUGCCCUCUCCUCCAGAUCUCACGGGUCACGACUUCGUGAAGCCCAGCCGGAGGAUACUUGGGCCAGAAGACCACGAGCGGUUCCUCAACAGCGAUACGUGCAAGCUGGUGCAAGCAUGGAUAUUCGGGAUCUCUGACUCCGUCCGCGACCGCUCCGUGAGCAGCGUGCCAGACUCAGACCUCACGCUCACGAUCCGCAAGAUCCUCCGCAUACUCGACGAGGCGGAGAAGGUGCUGGAGCGGUGUCCGCCCGAGGACACGGGCAGCCGGUUCGGAAACCCAGUGUUCAAGACGUUCCUCGACGAGGUGGCGAAGCAGCUGCCAGAAUGGCACGCGCAGCUCGGCCUCACGGACGUCUCGCUCAUCGAAGAAGUCUCGACGUACCUCCACAACUCGUUCGGCAACCGGUCGCGAAUCGACUACGGCUCCGGCCACGAGGUCAACUUCUUCCUGUGGCUGCUAUGCCUGAACCGACUCUCCCUCCUCCCGCCCGCGACUUUCCCCGCCAUCGGCCUCGUCGUCCUCCCCGCAUACCUCGCCCUCAUGCGCAAGAUACAAGCGGCAUACUACCUCGAGCCCGCGGGGUCCCACGGCGUCUGGGGCCUUGACGACUACCAGUUCAUCCCGUUCCUCUUCGGCGCCAGCCAGCUCGUGGACCACCCAUACAUCACGCCGAAGUCGAUCCACAACACGCUGACGCUGGAGGAGUGCAGCAAGGACUUCCUGUACCUGGACCAGGUUGCGUUCGUGAACUCGGUCAAGAACGUCGAGGGCCUGCGGUGGCACUCGCCGAUGCUGGACGACAUCAGCUCGGCGAAGAGCUGGGCGAAGAUCGAGGCGGGCAUGCGCAAGAUGUUCGUCAAGGAGAUCCUGCACAAGCUGCCCGUCAUGCAACACUUCCUCUUCGGCUCGCUGAUCCCCGCCGUCGAGGGCAUGAGCACCGAGGAGGAGUGCGGGCAGGCGGACGACGACGACGCGCUCGAGGGCGGCGAGGUCAAGGUGUUUACCGACGAGGCGGGAAAGAGACACGUGCAUGCGAGUACCGGGUGGGGUGACUGCUGUGGUAUCAGGGUGCCCGCGGCGAUUGGCGCGGAGGGCGAGGAGAGGAAGGCUGGGGGGAGGGCGUUGAGGAGAGUGCCUUUCGACUGA
Messenger RNA from Aaosphaeria arxii CBS 175.79, 1365 nucleotides. Its product is annotated as Phosphotyrosyl phosphatase activator. The coding region runs from base 1 to 1365 and encodes 454 amino acids. Gene Ontology annotation, cellular component: protein phosphatase type 2A complex; cytoplasm; nucleus. Gene Ontology annotation, biological process: mitotic spindle organization. Gene Ontology annotation, molecular function: protein tyrosine phosphatase activator activity; peptidyl-prolyl cis-trans isomerase activity. The record is from RefSeq and is a predicted model, not a curated record. The transcript has a single exon. NCBI's taxonomy places the organism in Eukaryota, Fungi, Ascomycota, Dothideomycetes, Pleosporales.